This is a messenger RNA of Xenopus tropicalis (tropical clawed frog), 4832 nucleotides long. It is a transcript of the gene kcnh1, whose product is annotated as potassium voltage-gated channel subfamily H member 1. The record is from RefSeq and is a predicted model, not a curated record. NCBI's taxonomy places the organism in Eukaryota, Metazoa, Chordata, Amphibia, Anura, Pipidae. Gene Ontology annotation, molecular function: voltage-gated potassium channel activity; monoatomic ion channel activity. Gene Ontology annotation, biological process: potassium ion transport; monoatomic ion transport; transmembrane transport. Gene Ontology annotation, cellular component: membrane; presynapse. The transcript is spliced from 12 exons. The coding region runs from base 316 to 3213 and encodes 965 amino acids.
UUCAGGACCCCGGAGAGCUCAGCGCUGCCCAUUGCCCAUAGCUGGGGGGCUCGGCUGAGCAGGGGGACCUAGUAGGUGGGAGGUGGGAAAGGGACGAGUGGGGGCAGAGGAGGAGUAAGUGAGGUGGAUGAGGAGUGUUGGAGAGGAUGAGUGGGAGAGCAGCUUGCACAGCCACCAGUUCUUCUCCCGCUAUUGGAAGCUGACUCCCAGGCAGGACCAUGAGGACCUCACAGAGAGACACGAGAGGAAUCUGGGUGCCUUCCAUCUCUCCGCUGUCCUGAAACCCCUCCAGCUCGGGACUGUACCAGCCUGACCAUGGCAGGGGGUCGCAGAGGGCUGGUCGCUCCCCAAAAUACAUUUUUGGAGAACAUUGUCCGGAGAUCUAAUGUCUGGACAUUGUCUCAUAGACAGACAGAUACUAACUUUGUUUUGGGUAAUGCCCAGAUAGUGGAUUGGCCCAUUGUCUACAGCAAUGAUGGAUUCUGCAAGCUCUCGGGAUACCAUCGAGCAGAAGUUAUGCAAAAAAGCAGCACAUGCAGUUUUAUGUACGGGGAGCUGACGGACAAAGAAACCAUCGACAAAGUUCGGCAGACAUUUGAGAAUUACGAAAUGAACUCCUUUGAAAUUUUAAUGUACAAGAAGAACAGGACACCUGUGUGGUUCUUUGUGAAGAUUGCUCCCAUCCGUAAUGAACAGGACAAAGUUGUGUUAUUUCUUUGCACUUUCAGUGACAUCACAGCCUUUAAACAGCCCAUUGAGGAUGAUUCAACAAAGGGCUGGGGAAAACUUGCACGCUUGACGAGAGCCCUUACAAGCAGCAGGGGGGUACUGCAACAGCUCGCUCCCACCGUACACAAAGGAGAGAAUGUUCAUAAACACUCAAGGCUGGCCGAGGUGCUGCAGCUCGGUUCCGAAAUUCUUCCACAAUACAAGCAAGAGGCUCCCAAGACCCCACCACAUAUCAUUUUGCAUUAUUGUGUUUUUAAGACCACCUGGGACUGGGUCAUUUUAAUUUUAACUUUCUACACGGCUAUAUUAGUUCCUUACAACGUCUCCUUCAAGACCAAGCAGAAUAACGUUGCGUGGCUUGUCGUGGAUAGUAUUGUGGAUGUCAUCUUUUUGGUGGACAUUGUCCUCAACUUCCAUACCACUUUUGUUGGACCUGCGGGGGAGGUGAUAUCGGACCCAAAGUUAAUCCGCAUGAACUAUUUGAAGACUUGGUUUGUCAUUGACCUGCUAUCCUGUUUACCAUAUGAUGUCAUCAACGCUUUUGAAAAUGUGGAUGAGGGCAUCAGCAGCCUGUUCAGCUCUUUAAAAGUUGUCCGACUUCUUCGGCUUGGACGCGUGGCUCGGAAGUUGGACCAUUACAUUGAGUAUGGAGCAGCGGUGUUGGUCCUAUUGGUGUGUGUUUUUGGGUUGGCGGCGCAUUGGUUGGCCUGCAUCUGGUACAGUAUUGGAGCUUACGAGGUCAUCAACGACGGCACAAUUAGAACUGAAAGCUGGCUCUUUCAGUUGGGAACAUCUAUUGGAAGUCCUUAUCGCUUCAACCUCUCUGGUUCUGGAAAAUGGGAAGGUGGGCCGAGCAAGGAUUCUGUUUACAUCUCAUCAUUGUAUUUCACCAUGACCAGCCUGACAAGUGUUGGAUUUGGAAAUAUUGCACCGACCACCGACGGAGAGAAGAUCUUUGCCGUUGCCAUGAUGAUGAUUGGAUCACUUCUAUAUGCAACUAUAUUUGGUAACGUCACAACCAUCUUCCAGCAAAUGUACGCCAACACGAACCGAUACCAUGAAAUGUUAAAUAGCGUUCGGGAUUUCCUUAAGCUCUACCAAGUUCCCAAGGGGCUGAGUGAGCGGGUGAUGGAUUAUAUUGUGUCCACCUGGUCCAUGUCUAGGGGUAUAGAUACUGAAAAGGUUUUACAGAUCUGCCCUAAGGAUAUGCGAGCAGACAUCUGUGUGCACCUGAACCGGAAAGUUUUCAAGGAGCACCCAGCCUUUCGAUUGGCUAGCGACGGCUGCCUACGAGCCUUGGCCAUGGAGUUCCAAACUGCGCACUGCGCCCCUGGGGAUUUAAUUUAUCAUGCGGGGGAAAGUAUCGAUACACUGUGCUUCGUGGUUUCUGGUUCUUUGGAAGUAAUCCAAGAUGAUGAGGUGGUUGCUAUUUUGGGUAAGGGAGAUGUGUUUGGAGACGUUUUCUGGAAAGAAACCACCCUCGCCCCAUCUUGUGCAAACGUCCGAGCCCUGACCUACUGUGACCUUCAUGUAAUCAAAAGAGAUGCCUUACAGAAAGUUCUGGAUUUCUACACCGCCUUCUCCCACUCCUUUUCCAGAAAUUUAAUUCUUACGUACAACUUGCGGAAAAGGAUUGUUUUCAGGAAGAUCAGUGAUGUGAAACGAGAGGAGGAGGAAUGGAUGAAAAGUAAAAACGAGGCACCGCUUAUCCUCCCACCUGAUCACCCCGUUCGUCGGCUUUUCCAGCGAUUUAGGCAGCAGAAAGAAGCUCGUCUGGCAGCUGAAAGGGGAUUAAGAGAUCCUAAUGACCAUGACAUUGAAAAAGGGAAUAUUUUGGUGGAACAUUCCGCUUACAAUACAGUAAAAGCAAGCCUGGUCACUGUAACAGAAAGUCCAGCCACUCCCUUAUCGUCCCAGUCUGCCUCGACCUCUGGAGUGUCUGAUCGAGCUAGGCUCCAUGCCCCAGUUUCAGAAAGCACUGGAGGUAAAGUAGGUGGGGAACCUUUAAAAAGGAGAGGGUGGGCCAAAUUUAGAGAUGCAUGUGGGAAAGGGGAAGAUUGGAACAAAGUGUCCAAAGCCGAAUCUAUGGAGAUAUUACCUGACAGAACUAAACCUCCAAGUGAGGCUACUUUAAAGAAGACAGAUUCAUGUGACAGUGGUAUCACCAAAAGUGAUUUGCGCUUAGACAAUGUUGGGGAGACUAGGAGCCCUCAGGAUCGAAGUCCCGUGCAAGCAGAGGUGAAACACACUUUUUAUCCCAUUCCGGAACAGACGCUUCAUGCUACUGUGCUGGAGGUGAAGCACGAGUUGAAAGAAGACAUCAAAGCCUUGAACUCUAAAAUGUCGAAUAUUGAAAACCAGCUGGCUGAGAUACUUAGAAUAUUGGCUUCAAGGAGGUGCUCUCAGUGCCCACAAGAGAUAUUCGAAAUCUCCAGACCGCAGUCUCCAGAAUCAGAAAGAGAUAUUUUUGGAUCCAGCAGCUGAAUUAACUAGAGAACAAUUGAAAUCUAGCGUUUCAUUACGAAAGAGAACAGUUUAUUAGCUCUUUUUUAUCAGAGGUGCCUAGAAUACGAGUUCCACUCUUCAGCUUGAUUCAGGACUUUACGCCAGUUAGGGAUAAGUGCUAUUCCUGUGAUAACAGAGGGCAGAAUAUCAGACGGGCAUCUAACCAGCAUUUUCCUUUGGACACUAAAAAAUUCUAAAGUAGAGGGAUACAAAGUUUGAAUUUCUAUUUGAUAUCUAUUUCUCAGUGAUAUGCCAGGAAAUGGAAAAUGUUCUUGGUUUUUCUGGUCCUUGCUUACGUAUUUAAAAAAUAUCAUGUCAGAAUCAGAAUGGAAAACAGCAAGGAAUGGGACCUGAUCUUUUAGGCACUAGAAAGGCAAACGAUCAAAAGAGAAAUGUAGAAGAAGUAGGAGAUGGUGGUUGAAACUGAAAUUGAAUUUUGCCCAGUUUCCAAGAGUGGAUGCACCUUUCAAAGUUGGAGAUUGAAUUUACUUUUAGAUUCUUAUACUUUCCAGACGCAUGCCUUAUGUAACUACGUUUGAUGCUUGUCCUGCUUUAGGAAUGGACUGGGCAUGGGGCAGUAUCAAACGUCCUCUGCUGCUAUGGCUUUCACCAUCAGCUUGUAAAACAGAUGCUGAAUGUCACAAUAUAUUGAUUAACCUACGAGUAAAGUGAGGUUUGAAGCAACAUUUUCCCAGAGAUUGGGGGAAAUAAGCUGAUAGAUAGUCAUACAAGUCUCACUUUAGUUGUAAAUCCAAAUCUCUUUGGGAACACUUUGGGAACUCCUGGUGUUCGAGUAAGAGUUGGACAGCCACAGGUUAAAAGAUCCCAUCAUGAAGAGCCAAUGAUUUAGUACUAAUAUUUUUUGCAGCUCAUAUUCUUAUUAAUUCAGAUAUACUUUUGCUAGAUCUUUAUCUGAUAUUUGAUCUGAACUUCUCCAGAACCUGUGCUGCUUGAGAAUGAAGAAGAUAGGAUCAGCUACAGUAUAACUAACAUUCUCAUUAGUUGGAUGCUAAGUCUUCCAAUAAUUACAUUCAUUAUUUAUUGCUAUCAAUACAAUUUAUUGCCAUGACUACUGGAGUUAGUGGUCUGGACUGAAAUUAAUUUGUUUGCAAAACCCACCCUAAAAACUCCAACCGUGUCAGGAUCCACAAAGCUGAACCAUUACCUAUAGCUGGGCUCUUAAAUAGCCACAGACCCCCAAAGGCAAAACUGUUAAUACAAAAUAGUUAGAAACAGUAAUUGCACUGCUAUAAUUUCAUCACUCCAGCAUAACCAAAUCAUUCUACUGGAUUUUUUAUUAUUAAAAUGUUGCUUAGCAGGUUUUUAAGGUUUUUGUACCAGAAGAUAGAGUGACCCCAUACCUAGAAAGUACCAGAUCCCAGAAAAUUUUCCAGACAUGGCAUUAGGGAUGCCACCUGUCCGGUUUUGACCUAGACAGCCCGGUUUUCGGAAGGGCUACCUGGGUCAAAACCUACUGCCCAGUUUCCCAAAUUACGAAAACCGGGCAGGACUCAGCAACAUUGUAAUCUCCACUAGUGAUGAGCGAAUCUGUCCCUAGUUUCAUUUCACCAAAAAAUUCACGAAUCUUUCAAAAAAAA